CCGUUAGGUACUGACCACAGCUUAAUGCUCCUCACAUCACACAGCACAGAAGCCGUCCUUCACUACCAAGACCACAGAGGUCAUGUCGUCCAGUCUGUCAGUACGGAGUUUCUCUAUGGGCCGACAGCCCUCUUUCUCCAGCUUGUCUCUGAGGGACAGCGGACGUGCCCGAUCCAAAGCCGCUGUCUCAUUCGCUGCCGCCAAGCCUCUGUCUCGCUCUGCCUCCAUGAGCAUGUCAGAUCUGAACGGCCUGAGCAACCUGUCCCUCAACGGCCUUCAUGGCAACAGCACCAAUGAGAAAGAGGCCAUGCAAAGCCUCAACAGCCGACUCGCCAACUACCUAGACAAGGUCCGCACUCUGGAGAAGUCCAACGCUGACCUGGAGCUGAGGAUCAAACAACUGAUGCUGGAGCGUGUGCCGAAAGGGCAUGAUAUUGAUUCCAUGAUGGCCCAAGCCCAUGCUCUGGAACAGGAAGUAAGGAAGAAGACCCUGGAGAACGCUCGGAUCAUGCUUGAGAUCGACAACGCUAAGCUGGCUGCAGAUGAUUUCAGAAUCAAAUGGGACACGGAGAGUGCGAUGUGUCAGUCGGUGGAGCGGGACUGUGUGGCCCUGAAGAAAGCCAAGUCAGACCAUGACCAGAUCAUCGCCACACUCCGUGGUGACCUGGACAGCCUGAAAGAGGAACUUUACUUCCUGAAGAAGAAUCAUGAGGAGGAAGUAGACAGCCUGAGGGCCCGGGUUGCUCAAGAGGAAGUCAGUGUGGAGGUGGAUGCGGCCCACGGGCCAGAGCUGGGGACGGUUCUCUCUGACCUCAGGUCUCAGUAUGAAGGCAUUGUCCAGAAGAACAAGGAGGAAGCUGAGAGCUGGUACCGUAAAAAGCUGGAGAUGGUGCAGUCGCAGGUGCGAGAGAGUAACGAAGCCCUGAGAGGGGCUCAGAGUGAACUGACCGAGCGACAGCGCUUUCUGCAGACACUGGAAGUGGAACUGGAGAGCCUUCACAAACAGGUGGCGGCUCUGGAGGGUAACCUGGGUGAGACGGGGCAGAAGUACACCCUGGAGAUGGAGCGACUGCAAGCUACCCUGGCCCAGCUGGAGGAAAACCUGUCGCAGCUGCGUCUGGACAUGCAGCGCAACAAGACGGACUACGAGCAGCUCCUGCGCAUCAAGCAGAACCUGGAGAUGGAGAUCGCAACCUACAGGAGGCUGCUGGAGGGGGAGGAAACGGUUAAAGAGACUCCUCCACCACCUAAGAGUGAGUGCUCACUCAUACAAAACAUGUCACAUGACACAUGA
This is a messenger RNA of Sinocyclocheilus grahami, 1294 nucleotides long. Its product is annotated as keratin, type I cytoskeletal 18-like. The transcript is spliced from 8 exons. The coding region runs from base 83 to 1294 and encodes 403 amino acids. NCBI's taxonomy places the organism in Eukaryota, Metazoa, Chordata, Actinopteri, Cypriniformes, Cyprinidae. The record is from RefSeq and is a predicted model, not a curated record. Gene Ontology annotation, molecular function: structural molecule activity. Gene Ontology annotation, cellular component: cytoskeleton.